Chrysoperla carnea is the source of this 3109-nucleotide messenger RNA. RefSeq names its product aspartate--tRNA ligase, mitochondrial (gene AspRS-m). Gene Ontology annotation, biological process: aspartyl-tRNA aminoacylation. The transcript is spliced from 9 exons. The record is from RefSeq and is a predicted model, not a curated record. Gene Ontology annotation, cellular component: mitochondrion; cytoplasm. Bases 46 to 2943 code for a protein of 965 amino acids. Gene Ontology annotation, molecular function: nucleic acid binding; ATP binding; aspartate-tRNA ligase activity. NCBI's taxonomy places the organism in Eukaryota, Metazoa, Arthropoda, Insecta, Neuroptera, Chrysopidae.
AUAAGAAAUAUACGCAAAAAUCGUUUUGAAAAAAAUACAAUUAAGAUGCCACGUAAUGUUGGGCGACCUGGCCGUGGAUUCAAACGUUUCAAUGCUGAUAAUAUGGCGAAUUUUGGUGGUGGAUAUGGAUUACCAUCGUUAAUGGGUCCACCUGGACCUGGUCCAAUGAAUGAUUAUAUGGAUGGAAUGUGGUUUGAUCGUUCAGGACCAUAUGAUAAUGGUGGUAUGGAUGAUCGUCAAAAUGCACGUAUUGUUAAUUGUGGUGAAUUACGUGAAAAUAAUGAGGGUAAUAUUGUGGAAAUAAGUGGUCGUAUACAAAAUCAACAAUUGGGUAGAUUUGUUGUUAUUAAAGAUUCACAUGGGGCAACACAAUUAGUUGCACAAGAAGAGAAUCUUAUACGCCGUUUACAAAAAAUUCCGGUAUAUGCUAACAUUUCUGUGAUUGGAAGAGUAAAAAGAAGACCACUUCGACAAAUCAACGAGAAAAUUGCAACUGGUGGUAUUGAAGUGAACAUAAUCGAUAUUUUAAGUGUUCGACGAACAAAUCCAGUACAAUUUGUACACAAAGCUCCAAAAUUACAAGCAUUACAGAUACGUAAUGCACGCACCAAAGCUGGUAAUGUCAUUAAAAUAACAAGUACAGAAGUGAAACGUUGUUUAACACCUGGUAUUAAAGAAGCAUUCCUGCAACGUAGCCAUACAUGCGGUGAGUUAGGCGCUGAACAUGUUGGCCUUAAAGUCAGUCUGUGCGGUUGGAUAUGUCACAAUCAUUUUUGUAAAUUUAUUCAUGUCAAAGAUGGGUAUGGUGUUGUACAAGCGGUUGUGCCCCCAAAUAAAACUGAAUUGGGAGAUGUAUUAAAAGAUGCUGAACCAGAAAGUAUUGUUGAAAUUACAGGAGUUGUGAAAUAUCGUCCACCGGGCCAUGAAAGUCCUGCGUUGGAAACUGGUUUAAUUGAAGUUGUAAUGGACACAUUAUCAAUGGCUAAAGAUCGUAUACCAAGUUUAAAAUCAACAACUGAACCGAAUGAUGAAGAUUUAGAAAAGGAUCCCGAUAAUAAUGUCAAUUUUUUUACUAACCGUACACACACAUGUGGUCAAUUACGGGACGAUCAUAUUGGACAAGACGUAACACUAUGUGGUUGGCUUGAAUUUGAACGCAUGAAAAAAUUUAUUAUUAUACGUGACUCGUACGGCUCUACGCAAUGUGUAAUUCCAGAUGAACGACAAGAUUUAAUUGAUUUAAUACGUUCAGUUGCAUACGAAUCCAUAAUUGAAGUGAAGGGCACAGUGGCUUCUCGUCCACCGAAUUCAAUAAAAACUGAUUCAGCCACUGGACAAAUUGAAGUGUGUGUUAACAGCUUAGCAAUACUCAAUAAAGCAACACCAAAUUUACCAUUUAAUAUACGUGACUAUCAAAAACCAAAGGAAGCUUUACGUAUGCAAUAUCGUUAUUUGGAUUUACGAUUUCCUGAUAUGCAAUAUAAUUUACGUAUACGAUCCAAGUUACUCAUGAAAUUCAGAGAAUUUCUCAUUAAUAAAUGUGAAUUUGUGGAUGUUGAAACGCCUUCGUUGUUUCGUCGUACACCUGGAGGUGCUCAAGAAUUUAUAGUUCCAACACAAAUUAAAGGAAAAUCGUAUGCAUUAACACAAAGUCCACAACAAUUAAAACAAAUGUUAAUGGUCGGUGGUGUUGAUCGAUAUUUUCAAAUUGCAAAGUGUUUUCGUGACGAACGUGGGCGAGCUGAUCGUCAACCAGAAUUCACGCAAUUAGAUAUUGAAAUGUCAUUUGUAGAGCGUGAUGGUGUUAUUAAUUUAGUUGAACGUCUAUUAAAAUUCGCUUUCGCUGAUUUAGGUAUUGAAACGCCAUUUAGACGAAUGACUUAUCAUGAAGCAUUGACUACUUAUGGUACGGAUAAACCCGAUACUCGUUUUGGUCUUGAGCUUGUGAAUUGUACAGACGAUUAUAAUGCUGGAAAAACUGAUGAAGAAAAACAAGAAAAUAUUGUAAUGUAUGGUAUUUUGGUACAAAAACCUGAUUUGACAAGAAUACCAUCAAGUUUUAAAAAAUUUAUUGAUUUUUGGCUCAAAAACUAUGGAGAUAAAGUAAAAUUUAAGAGCGAAUAUGUACCACAAAGUGAAGAUGAUUUCGUCAAGACUUUAUCACCGGACCUUAGUGAGGCUGCUGUAAAAUCAUUAUAUGAAUCAUUAAAACCACAACCGAAGGAUUUACUAUUUUUAGCAAUUGGAAGCUUUGAUGAAGUUGUGGAGUUUUUGGGACGAUUACGUUUAGAAUAUGCAAAUCAAGUACCUAAACCACGAUCAAUAAAAAAUUCCGAUGCAUAUGAUUUUCUAUGGAUCACAGAUUUUCCAUUAUUUGAAAAAGGAGACACCGAAGGUAGCUUAAAAUCUGUACAUCACCCAUUCACCCAACCGCAUCCCGAUGAUAUUGAAUUAUUAGAAACAGAUCCAUUAAAAGUACGAAGUCAAGCAUUUGAUCUUGUACUAAAUGGCUACGAGGUUGGUGGUGGCUCAAUACGUAUACACGAUAGUCAAUUUCAACAACGUAUUUUCCAAAUGUUAAAUAUCGAUUCGAGUGAAAUGAAACAUUUGUUGUCGGCAUUAGAUGCAGGAUGCCCUCCACAUGGUGGUAUUGCAUUGGGCAUUGAUCGACUUUUAUGCACAGUACUACGAACGGCUAGUAUAAGAGAUGUGAUAGCGUUUCCAAAGAAUAUUGAUGGUAAAGAUAUGUUAUGUGGUGCACCGACACCAUACUUAGAACAAGAUAUUCAAACAUACCAUUUAAAGGAUUUAGAGCAAACGGGCGAGCCUAACGACACAGAUGUAUCCAAUAUAUCUGAAAAAACUCAAAUUAAAGAAGAAAGUGACAAUGACAAUAAUGAAAAUGGUAACAGUGAUGUAGAAUCGAAACAAGAAAAGUCCUAAAAUAUUACUUUUUUGUUUUCUUUUCUAAAUAUUUUUUUAUUAUAUAAAAACAAUAAACGGUACAAGUUCAAUUUAGCGAUUUUUACUAAAAUUGAUGUUAAAACAUUCGGGUAAAUCUAUUAUGUAUUUUUUUUACAUAAAUCACAAAUCGAUAUGUAUUAAAAUU